AUGCCUUCAGUUAGGGUGCAGAGUUCUGAUGGAGAAAUAUUUGAAGUUGAUGUAGAAAUUGCCAAACAAUCUGUGACCAUCAAGACCAUGUUGGAAGAUUUUGGAAUGGAUGAUGACAGAGAUGAUGAUCAAGUUCCUCUACAGAAUGUUAAUGCUGCAAUAUUAAAAAAGGUCAUUCAGUGGUGUACCCACCACAAGUAUGAUCCUUCUCCUCCUGAGGAUGAUGAGAACAAAGAAAAGCAUGCAGAUGUUAUUUUUGUUUGGGACCAAGAAUUCCUGAAAGUUGACCAAGGAACACUUUUCCAACUUAUUCUGGCUGCAAACUACUUAGAUAUCAAAGGUUUGCUUGAUGCCACAAGCACGACUGUUGCCAGUAUGAUUAAGGGGAUAAUUCCUGAGGAGAUUCACAAAGCUUUCAACAUCAAGAAUGACUUUACUGAAGAGGAGGAAGCCCAGGUACCCAAAGAGAACCAGUGGUGUGAAGAGAAGUGA
Messenger RNA from Perognathus longimembris pacificus (Pacific pocket mouse), 492 nucleotides. Its product is annotated as S-phase kinase-associated protein 1-like. The record is from RefSeq and is a predicted model, not a curated record. Gene Ontology annotation, biological process: SCF-dependent proteasomal ubiquitin-dependent protein catabolic process. Gene Ontology annotation, molecular function: cullin family protein binding. The transcript has a single exon. NCBI's taxonomy places the organism in Eukaryota, Metazoa, Chordata, Mammalia, Rodentia, Heteromyidae. The coding region runs from base 1 to 492 and encodes 163 amino acids. Gene Ontology annotation, cellular component: cytoplasm; nucleus.